Messenger RNA from Candidula unifasciata, 1251 nucleotides. Lineage: Eukaryota; Metazoa; Mollusca; Gastropoda; Stylommatophora; Geomitridae. The record is from the annotation of a GenBank genome assembly.
AUGAAAACAAAAGUCAAGUCUGUGUGGAAUAACAUCAGAUAUGGUUGGACAUUCAAGUCAAAACCCAGCUUCAAAUGUGAUAGUCCUCUUUACAUUUUAGGCAAAUGUUACUUCAGAAAGAAAGAUGAUCAAACCACAACCACGGAAGACCAGUUCCUAAUGGAUUUUGUCAGUCGUAUCUGGUUGACAUAUCGGAGCAACUUUUACCCUAUUCCUGGAACCAAGUUAAGCACAGAUUGUGGCUGGGGUUGUAUGCUCCGCACUGGUCAGAUGCUGAUUGCUCAGUGUUUAGUGACUCAUUUUCUAGGAAGAGAUUGGCGUCUGUAUGACAAGCAGACAGAUGCUGAAAACACAUUUUACCGAGCGAUAAUACGGUGGUUUUCUGAUCCCAUUGAUACUCCAUCAGACAAGACUCCAUUCUGCUUGCAUCAUUUGGCCAGUUUUGGCAGAGCUUACAACAAAGACCCUGGCGAAUGGUAUGGACCAGCAUCAGUAGCGUACAUUUUCAGGGAUGCUUUUGCCAAAGCCAGGCAUACAGUCCCAGUUCUAAGUCAGCUGUGUGUCUAUGUUUCUCAAGACUGUACAGUGUACAUAGACGAUGUCAUCAAAAUGUGCACAGAGAGACAACAAUCAGAAAGUGUGGGCAGUACAUCUGAAUGUGAUUCUGAAGCAGCAUCUUCAUGUCAGGGAACUGAAAAAUGGCAGAGAUCUCUAAUACUUCUAAUACCGAUCCGCCUGGGAGGAGAAACGAUGAAUGAGAUCUAUAUUCCUUGUGUCCAGCAGCUCUUAUCCCAAGAAAACUGCAUGGGUAUCAUUGGUGGAAAACCUAAACAUUCCUUGUAUUUUAUUGGCUGGCAAGAUGAUAAACUUAUCUACCUAGACCCUCAUUUGUGCAGAGAAGCAGUGGAUACAACUAGCUCAGAUUUCAGGAUAGAGACUUACCACUGCAUGACUCCAAGGAGGCUGGCCAUUACCAAGAUGGAUCCCAGUUGUACAGUAGGGUUCUACAUCAAGGAUGAACAAGAUUUCAAGCAUUUUGUACAGCAGGUUACACAGUAUGCGUCUCCACCAGAUGAGAAGGGAGCUUACCCUCUGUUCAUCUUUGCAGAUGGGCACAUGAAUGAGUCUUCUUUGAAGCAAGUUUAUCCUACUGUUGACAGGAGGGUCCGAUUGACCCAUUACCAUAUGGACCAGAAUGGGCAGAGACGCCGAACAUUUUCCAAUGAUUCUGAAGAAUUUGUGAUGUUGUGA